Molecule: messenger RNA, 1596 nt
Organism: Episyrphus balteatus (marmalade hoverfly)
Lineage: Eukaryota; Metazoa; Arthropoda; Insecta; Diptera; Syrphidae
Exons: 3
Coding region: 1-1596 (531 amino acids)
Cellular component (GO): extracellular matrix
Source: RefSeq, a predicted model, not a curated record
AUGACUUCCUCACUUAGUAUUAUCAUUCUUUGUUUGGUUGGAGCUGUUAGAGCAGGAUAUCAUCAUGGAGGCACUAGUUAUUCAGUUUUGACCAAACAUGAAAUUCCUCAUCAUCAUCCAGUGCAUCAUUUACCACCUGUUUUGGCAUUAGGACAUGGACCAAUCAUCAAGCACGAACAUCAUGAACCAUCACAUUAUCCAAAAUAUAGUUUUGAUUAUGGUGUAAAGGAUGCUCAUACCGGAGAUCAAAAGAGUCAAUGGGAACAUCGUGAUGGAGAUCAUGUUAAGGGUGGAUAUACUCUUAAAGAAGCAGAUGGUACUACUCGAGUUGUUGAAUAUACAGCUGAUGAUCAUUCAGGAUUUAAUGCGAUUGUUAAGAAUAUUGGGCAUGCUCAUCAUCCUGUUGUGCAUCAUGAUGUUAGUGGACAUCAUAGUGGAGGUUAUGAUCAUGGACAUGCUAGUAGUUAUGUUAAUGUUAAACAACACUCAGAUCAUCCAGGAUACGCAUUUAGCUAUGGUGUGAAAGACCUUCACACAGGUGAUGUCAAAUCCCAAUGGGAGUCUCGAGAAGGUGAUACGAUCAAGGGUCACUACAGUGUCCUGGAGCCUGAUGGAUCAAUAAGAACCGUUGACUAUACAGCUGAUUCUAAAAAUGGAUUCAAUGCAGUCGUAAAAACAGUUGGAGCGAAUUCACAUCCCAUCACAGAUUCACCACAUUCAGAAGCUGGAAAAAAUGAUGACACUUCUCAAUCAAAAAUCAAUCAUUACAGCAAGGACCAGGAACAUAUAGUUCUUAGUUCUGAUUUAAGUCCAGUUAAGAAACCUUUAGAAGAUCUCACACAUUCUCAUCCCAAGGUUCCCAGUCUAGUUGAAUUACGUCCACAAGCUAGAAUAAAGCAAAUUCCAAUGGAACUUGCAAUGCAAGAAAUGCAUGAUAAACUAAAGUCCUCCCGAGAUGAAUAUCAUCCAACUGUUGAAAAUGAAUACGGUUUUCAACCUAAAACAGUGCCAUAUGAUAUUGAUGAAACUGAAUGGAAAGCAAUGGCAAGUAGUGGUGAUUCAUUGACACAGAAAAAAUACUAUCCAAGUCAACAAAAUUUCGAUCAAAAUUUACAAAUUGAAGAACAAUUACCACCAAAACCAAAGAAACGUCCUGAAUUGCAAUUACCUAAAAAACCACAAAAUGAAGUUCUUCAUACGAAUUUUAUAUCAUCAAAACCAACUGUUUUGAGGACUUAUCAUCAUGGAGAACAUAUUAAAAAUAAUUACAAUAAUAAUAAUGGUGGUAUUGUGAAAAAAGGAGUUUAUACAACACCAGGUUUGAAACAUUAUUCAACAUAUCCGAAACAAUACAACAGUAAACAUAGACCACAAAAUGAUUAUGCUAAUUAUUUUCAACGAAAACCGAAAAAUUUUAGAAAUAAAAAACAACCUGAUCCUGAAGGUCCGGUUAUGUUUCCAUCGGGUGAAGAUGAACAGAUGGCUGCUUCAGCUAGAUUAGUACAGUCGAUGAUAAAGAAGGAUAAUAAAAAGCAUAUGGCGCCGAUGUAUGCGAGACAUAAUGCAGAUAGUUUUAAGAGGGGUAUAUUCCUUUAA